This is a messenger RNA of Oncorhynchus tshawytscha (Chinook salmon), 2530 nucleotides long. RefSeq names its product E3 ubiquitin-protein ligase ZNRF1. The record is from RefSeq and is a predicted model, not a curated record. The transcript has 5 exons. NCBI's taxonomy places the organism in Eukaryota, Metazoa, Chordata, Actinopteri, Salmoniformes, Salmonidae. Bases 222 to 1010 code for a protein of 262 amino acids.
CACUUCCGCUGGUAACCAAAAGCAGUCAGACGUGAGGGAUGUCAAAGAAAAUUAAAUGUGGAGAGAAGAGACGAUUCAGAAACAGGAAAGGAACCGUUUGACAAUACUCUAUUUAUAGAACGAAGAUAAUUUAGGAGAUCGUGGUAAGAAUUUAAAUAGACAUUUCGAAAAUAUCACAUUUUUAGCUAAAUCUCCUGUUUUGUGGGUAAAAAACGAAAGAGAUGGGGACAAGAGCUAGUCGUUUACAAGAGGACCCAGUGUCUUCGGCUUUCGUCAAAGAUGGCAUAAAGCGGGAUUCCUAUCGACGACCCCGCUGCAAUAGGCCCGCCAGUCUUAAAAUAGACUUUUCGGGGAGUUUUGACGAUUCGGAGACCAACCGUAGCCGAUCGGAGGAAGGCAGCGAUUCGGACGUAGGGCAACAGGCGAGUGCCGUUGGAAGCCCCGCCGACCACAACAGCCACCCAUCCAUCAGCCAGUCAUCACCAGCGGAAGACAACAGCGAAUGCAAGCGCGAGGAAGACGGUAAUAGCAGUCCCGAGGGUGCUGUCAACGGGGAACAUCUGCCUGGAGAGGAGACAGGCCGCGUGUCUCACCGCACUUUCUCUGAACGUUUACCCGGCAAUCGACACUCUAACUGGCGCAACGUCAGCGCAAGAUCCGCACGAAUGAGAGGCAUCAAUCAACGCCCGGCGUCGGAGGCUUGGAUUGGCCUCUACCGUGUCAACAACCGACAUGGUGACAACCCUUUUUACAUCCGCUGUCCGUUCUGCUCCAAGUCUUUCUCAGGGGGCAAGAUUGAGAAUCACCUGUUGAGCUGCCUCACAUCUCCAUCUCUCCCUUACAACACGGACGUGCUCAGUAAGGACAGCGGUGAGUGUUCCAUCUGUCUGGAGGAGCUGCAGCAAGGAGAGACCAUUGCCCGGCUGGCCUGCCUAUGUGUCUACCACAAGGGCUGUAUAGACUCCUGGUCCAAGGUGAAGCCAUGCUGUCCCGAACACCCUUUUGAUUGACUCAUGGGUCACAUGUCCUGCUCAGGGACACACCUGACUCGGGAGACUGCAAUGUUUCUAAUAAUUGCAGCAAAUAUAUUACGGCAAAGAAAAAUACCAGAGGCAAGCCCCCUAAUUUUACAGACCCAGACACAGCCCCACAAGGAUGUCAAUGAAAAAUACCAGAGGCAAGCCCCCUAAUUUUACAGACCCAGACACAGCCCCACAAGGAUGCGACCGCAGACCACUUUUUUUUCUUUUUCUCUUCGACCUGGUUCAGUCCGUUUGAGCUCAACUCAGACCACUAUAAUUACCGCUGGAAUAGACAGCCACCUCUCCUCUGUGAACAUAGCCCAAACUAUAAACUGCUGCACUCCAGAAAAACGGUAAAUCGAUAUAUUGUCAUACCAGGUUGACAGUCCCGUGAAAGUCCUUUUUAACUCGAGGAGGCGAGGAAAAAUGUGUGUUUCUGUUGUCCCAUGCAUUCCUCUUCCCCUAAUGUGGACUUUUCCAUAUGGGAUAGGUCAUUUUUGUCUUUUACGAUGCAGCAAAACAAUAUUGGGCAGAGAUUCACGUUCCAGUGAAUAAAUGUUUGUCCAUAAAAAAAACAACCCAGCUCUGAAAAUGUUAACUGUUCAUGCUUAAAUAUUGCAAUGCAUUGUUUUUUUUAUAGCCCGAUGUUGGAAAGCAGGGCUUUAUUUUGUGGAUGGGGUUGCUGUAGUAGUAGUGAUUGUAGGUGGUUUUCUAUUGUCGCCAUGAUACAUUUCAGGAGAGGGAUGGUGGGUGUGAGUUGAUUGUGGAGUUAAAAGCGGAUGGUGUUGGUUGGUGCUGAACCCACUGUGUUAGCGCCUUUUACCGCAGCCACAGUAGGUUGUUGGCAUUUCCCAGGCCAUAGUACUGGUGUUAUGCCCAUACUGAGCACUUUUUUACCCCAAGGCUGAACUUUCUUCUUAGAUAAGGUGUGCUUGAUUGAACCACAGUUGCUAAUUUAGUAACAACAGGUGUGUGUGUGGACGAAUGGGGACAGUCAAUGUCCUGGAUGACAGCGCCCGACUCUGGACAGCAGAGGCGAACUGCAGACUUCUCACUGGCUGUGUAAAUGAGAGGUGUGUGUGUUCUUAGUGCCCUUAUACCCUCUGGGUGAGAUUGUUUUAACCCUAGCGUUGUUACAUGUCAUUUCAGCAAGCCAUGACACCCACCAUCUCAGAUUGUUCUGAAAUUGUUUCUGUAGUUAGUAACAGAUAAGAGUUCCUGACACUACUUGUCUGUCACAGAGAACUGAUACUACAGUGCCUUCGGAAAGUAUUCAGACCCCUUGACUUUUUCCACAUUUUUGUUUCGUUACAGCCUUAUUCUAAAAUGGAUUACAUUUUUUUAAAUCUACACACAAUACCCUUUAAUGAAAUAGCGAAAACAGUAUUAUUAUUUUUUUUAAAUUGCGAAAUAAAAUAUGUCAACUGAUAACUUACAUACGUAUUCAGACCCUUUGCUAUAAGACUUGAAAUUGAGCUCAGGUGCAUCCUGUUUCCAUUGAUCAUCAU